AUGUGCAACACCUUGGCAGAAAUACGAGUUGAUACAACAAUUCCAACAGAGUUGAAAAUUCAAUAUAACAAACCCGACAUUUUUUUCUACGACAAAAGAGAAAACCUAAUAUGGCUUAUUGAAGUGGGUGUGACUUCAAUAGAUAACCUAAAGAGUGUGGAAGUAGAAAAACUGCACAAAUACGACAUUUUAGCUAGUGAAUUACAACUGAUUCACAAGACUAAGGUGAAGAUUGUGCCAAUUGUCAUUACGUGGGAUGGAAUCGUUUCAACAAUCUACCGCAAGUACAUGGAGCUCCUUGGGAUUAAAGAACGUGUUCGGUCUUACAUCCAGACUGUAACGCUGAGAGCCACUCUGGAGAGCAUGUUUGUCGAGUACAAACAUGGCUUCAGUGAAAUUCUGGACUCUGCAAAUUCCGUAAAUAGGGACUGGCGGAAAUAUAAUUUCUCUAUGAAGAUCAGCAAGUCCCUUAAGAGGCCCAGAGACUGCACGCCCCAGGCGGAGAUUGAGGAUUAUGGCGAGGAAGAUCAAAGUGGAGUUAUGGGGAACUCGGGAAGCAAAAAUUUGAGAGUCGUCUAA
Messenger RNA from Octopus sinensis (East Asian common octopus), 579 nucleotides. RefSeq lists its product as uncharacterized. Lineage: Eukaryota; Metazoa; Mollusca; Cephalopoda; Octopoda; Octopodidae. The transcript has a single exon. The record is from RefSeq and is a predicted model, not a curated record. Bases 1 to 579 code for a protein of 192 amino acids.